CCGCCUCACUCCCUCAUCGCUGGCUCGGCGCUCGUCCUGCCCGGAUCCCGGGCCUCGGCCCCUAGCGUAGCCAGACGCGGCUGGGCCGCGGCUCUUUCAGUCCCGCGCGGUCGGGAGCCGCCAGCUGCCGCUGCCCCGCCUGGGAGCCGAGAGUGUUGUUUUGCACAAGCUACAAGGGACGAUGGCACUUUCUCUUCAUUAGCUCAGUUGUUUCAUCAGACAUAAUGCUACUGAACAGCAUAUUGCUGUUCCACUGCUGCUAAGACUCGGGGGACAGCAGUAUCCCACGAGUGAACAAAACACCAUGGCAUCAAACUACCCUCCUCCAUUUGAUGACCCUGUGGAAGUGAGAGAGGGUUUUCUGUGUCCACUGUGCCUGAAGGAUCUGCAGUCUUUCUAUCAGCUUCAGUCUCACUAUGAAGAAGAACACUCAAGUGAGGACAGAGAUGUCAAAGGACAACUCAGAAAUCUAGUCCAAAAGGCCAAAAAAGCAAAGAAGAAGCUAUUGAAACGAGAAGGAGAUGACCGAACUGAUACUGGGGCUCAGGAGCGAUACGAGUCUUUCAGCUAUGGUGGAGUAGAUCCAUACAUGUGGGAGCCCCAAGAACUGGGUGCCAUGAGGAGCCAUCUUUCUGAUUUCAAGAAACACCGAGCAGCUAGGAUUGAUCAUUAUGUUGUUGAAGUCAAUAAAUUAAUAAUCAGGUUAGAGAAGCUUACAUCAUUUGACAGAACAAAUACAGAGUCAGCUAAAAUAAGAGCUAUAGAGAAGGCUGUUGUGCCUUGGGUCAAUGAUCAGGAUGUACCAUUCUGCCCAGACUGUGGCAACAAGUUCAGCAUUCGGAACAGACGUCACCACUGCCGCCUUUGCGGGUCUAUCAUGUGCAAGAAGUGUAUGGAGCUUGUCAGCCUUCCGUUGGCGAGCAAACUGACCAGUGCCAGCAAAGAGGCCCUGGCCUCUCAUACCAGUCCAAACUCCUCACCUAAUAGUAUCCAUGGUUCCCGUCGUGGCAGCAUUAGCAGUGUAAGCAGCGUGAGCUCAGUUUUGGAUGAGAAGGACGAUGACAGAAUCCGCUGCUGUAGGCACUGUAAAGACACCCUACUCAAAAGAGAGCAACAGAUUGAUGAGAAAGAAUACACACCGGAUAUUGUGAAACUCUAUGAGAAACUGCGACUUUGCAUGGAGAAGGUUGACCAGAAGGCUCCGGAAUACAUAAAGAUGGCAGAAUCAUUAAAUGCUGGGGAGACAACCUACAAUCUUGAACAUGCUAAUGACCUGAGGGUGGAGGUGCAGAAAGUGUAUGAGUUAAUAGAUGCUUUAAGUAAGAAGAUUUUGACUCUAGGCUUGAAUGAAGAGCCUCAACCUCAUCCCAAAACUCUACAACUUCAGAGAAUGAUUAGAUACUCAGCUACCCUUUUUGUACAGGAAAAACUGUUGGGUCUGAUGUCCCUGCCAACCAAAGACAAGUAUGAAGAACUGAAAGAGAAAAGAAAACAAGAGAUGGAUAGAAAACUGCACAUGGAAAGACAGGCAACACUCGAAACGCAGAGACGACUGGAGGAAAAGCAGAAAGAUUUGGUUUCCCGAUCCACAGCUGCACCCAAUGGUGAGGUUCCUUAUCCAAAAAGAGGCACAGUAAAGAAAUCUGAAGGUUGGUUACCUACAUCCAGCUUACCUCGCCAAAGGGAAAUAGCCGACCCACUUCUUCAGCAGAUCGACAAUAUUACAUCCUUUAUUAAGCAAGCAAAGGCAGCUAAUCGGUUAGAUGAGGUCCGUAUGUUGCAAGAGAACCUGCGACAGCUUCAAGAUGAAUACGAUCAGCAGCAGACUCUGAAAGCUAUUGAGCUUUCUAAAAGGCAGGCAGAGGAGGAAGAGAUGCAGAGGGAGCAGCUUCAGGUCCUUCGUGAGAAGGAGUGGGAAAGGGAGCAACACAAAGCAAUGUCUCAACACUCAAGGACACGUUCUCUAGACUUCAGAGAAGUGAAGCAGCACCAGCAUGAAUCUGGAAAAGAAAACCUGAACCAGAUAGCACAGUCUUUGGACUUAGAUACCACUCAGAUCAAAAGCAGCCCAAGUUCUAAAACACCGUCUCCAGAUGCUGUCCAGAAACAGGUACCUAAAGAGAAUUCAGUCUUCCCAAUCAAACCCAGAGAAGGCCCACAAUACAUCAGGGAGACAGACCAAAAUCAGACACUGUUGCUAAACCCUUUUGAAGAUGAGGCAGAUACUCUUCAAGUAGAAGAAGACCCUGCUAACACAUUGGCUAGAGACAGUUCUCAGGUGGUUUCUUUGCCCACCAAAGCCCUGCACAGCGAUAAAAAAGAAUAUAAUCCAUUUGAAGAUGAUGAGGAAGAUCAGCAAACAAAUGGGGCAACUGUUUAUGCUCCAAAUCCCUUUGAAGAUAAUGGAAAUCCAUUUCAAAAGUCUGUGAAUGAUCAGAAUUCUGGUAAUCCAUUUGAAGGGUUGUCUUCUACCAAUCCCUUUGAAGUUGAUGAUAAUGAAAUCUCAGGAGAGGACAUUAUAGAAGAAGAACUCCUUCUCCAACAGAUUGAUAAUAUCAAGGCUUAUAUUUUUGAUGCCAAACACAGCGGACGGAUGGAUGAGGUGGAGGUACUGACAGAGAACUUAAAAGAACUUAAGCGCACAUUAGCAAAGCAGAAAGAGAAAUCCAAGUGCUGAAGCAAUAAUACGUCCACAUAAAAAUAACUUUAUAGUCCACUGUUAAUGCUGGAGGAUGGAGCAAAUUGAAUUUAAAAAUAAGGAGCACAGGUUACAAGAAGGAAUGAUGAGAAGAAUCUUGAAUUUUGUGCUAUGCACUUUCAUUUAGGUGUUUCCACUACUAUUCGGAUUUGGAGAAUAAAACUGAAUAUUCUAAUACUAUUAUAUUAUUCUCAAACCCGUUUAAUGAUACAAACUUUAAAUAGUAUGAACUUUGUCACAACAACAUUUUUAAAUUGUUAAUUAUCAUCACAUGCUUAUUUCUGGGCAAAAUGGGAAAGUGCUAAUAGGGAAAUAGAUGAUUCAAAAAUAUCUGUGAUGAUGCAGACAUCAGUCUGCCAUUUUUCCUUCUUCCUUUGGCUUUGUUGCAAUAUUAUAGGUCAGCCUUUAAAACUGGACUUCCAUUAAUAAGUGACCAACAUUAUUGUCUAAAAUUUUUGUGCAUCAGAUGUUUCCCCUGAAAAUGACUUAGUGCAAGUUGUUAUAGGCUAGUUCAACUGCCUUAUUGUGCUACAAGGAAGUGCUGUUAAAAAGCAGGCUGCUAUGAUUCUUUGAGCUGCAGAAUAUAAAAGCUACAGAUCAAUUUGUGCAAUGCAAAUAUGUAAAGGGAUUUUUAGGGAUUUAAAAACAAAUUUGAUAACUGUGAUCUCAUAGGUGUUUGGGAAUUUUUUGUAAUAAAAAAGCCUUGCAUGCUGCCACUU
Messenger RNA from Trachemys scripta elegans, 3417 nucleotides. It is a transcript of the gene RBSN, whose product is annotated as rabenosyn, RAB effector. Gene Ontology annotation, molecular function: metal ion binding. The transcript has 12 exons. NCBI's taxonomy places the organism in Eukaryota, Metazoa, Chordata, Testudines, Emydidae. The record is from RefSeq and is a predicted model, not a curated record. The coding region runs from base 305 to 2677 and encodes 790 amino acids.